Molecule: messenger RNA, 15516 nt
Organism: Porites lobata
Lineage: Eukaryota; Metazoa; Cnidaria; Anthozoa; Scleractinia; Poritidae
Source: the annotation of a GenBank genome assembly
GUUGUCAGUGUUGUCGGUGUUGUCAUUGUUGUCACUGUUGUCACUGUUGUCACCGUUGUCACUGUUGUAACCGUUGCCACUGUUGUCACCGUUCUCACUGUUGUCACGGUUGUCACUGUUGUCACAGUUGUCACUAUUGUCAAUGUUGUCACCGUUGUCACUGUUGUCACCGUUGUUACUGUUGUCACCGUUGUCACCGUUGUCACCGUUGUCACUUUUGUCACUGUUGUCACCAUUGUCACCGUUGUCACCGUUGUCAAUUUUGUCACUGUUGUCACCGUUGUCACCGUUGUCACCGUUGUCACCGUUGUCACCGUUGUCACCGUUGUGACCGUUGUCACCAUUGUCACUGGUGUCACCGUCGUCACUGUCACCAAUGUUACUAUUGUCACCGUUGUCACUGUUGUUAGUGUUGUCGGUGUUGUGACUGUUGUGACUGUUGUCACCGUUGUAACAGUUUACACAGUUGUCACCGUUAUCGCUGUUGUGACCGUUGUCACUGUUGUCACACGUGCCACGGUUGUCACAGUUGUCACUGUUGUCACUGUUGUCACCGUUGUCACCGUUGUCACAUCUGUCACUGUUGUCACUGUUGUCACCGCUUUCACCGUUGUCUUCGUGAUCACCGUUGUCAGUGUUGUCGGUGUUGUCAUUGUUGUUCCUGUUGUCACUGUUGUCAACGUUGUCACUGUUGUAACCGUUGCCACUGUUGUCACCGUUCUCACUGUUGUCACGGUUGCCACUGUUGUCACAGUUGUCACUAUUGUCACUGUUGUCACUGUUGUCACCAUUGUCACUGUUUUCACCGUUGUCACUGUUGUCACUGUUGUUACUAGUUGUCACCGUUGUCACCGUUGUCACCGUUGUCACCGUUGUCACUUUUGUCACUGUUGUCACCAUUGUCACCGUUGUCAUCGUUGUCACCGUUGUCACUGUUUUCACCGUUUUCACUGUUGUCACUGUUGUUACUGUUGUCACCGUUGUCACCGUUGUCACCGUUGUCACUUUUGUCACUGUUGUCACCAUUGUCACCGUUGUCACCGUUGUCACCGUUGUCAGUGUUGUUACUGUUGUCACCGUUGUCACCGUUGUCACCGUUGUCACUUUUUUCACUGUUGUCACCAUUGUCACCGUUGUCAUCGUUGUCACCGUUGUCACUGUUGUGACCGUUGUCACCGUUGUUACUGUUGUCACCAUUGUCACUGUUGUCACCAUUGUCACUUUUGUCUCCGUUUUUAUUGUUGUCAGUGUUGUCACUGUUUUUACUGUUGUCACCGCUUUCACCGUUGUCUUCGUGAUCACCGUUGUCAGUGUAAUCGGUGUUGUCAUCGUUGUCACUGUUGUCACUGUUGUCACCCUUGUCACUGUUGUAACCGUUGCCACUGUUGUCACCGUUCUCACUUUUGUCACGGUUGCCACUGUUGUCACAGUUGUCACUGUUGUCAAUGUUGUCACCGUUUUGACCAUUGUCACAGUUGUCACUGUUGUCACUGUUGUCACCAUUGUCACUUUUGUCACUGUUUUCACCGUUGUCACUGUUGUCACUGUUGUUACUGUUGUCACCGUUGUCACCGUUGUCACCGUUGUCACCGUUGUCACUUUUCUCACUGUUGUCACCAUUGUCACCAUUGUCACCGUUGUCACCGUUGUCACCGUUGUCACCGUUGUCACUGUUGUCACCGUUGUCACCGUUGUCACCGUUGUCACUGUUGUCGCCAUUGUCACUGGUGUCACCGUCGUCAUUUCACUGUUGUUACUGUUGUCACCGUUGUGACCAUUGUAACUGUUGUCACUGUUGUUACCGUUCUUAUUGUUGUAACCGCUGUCACCGUUGUCACUUUUGUCACUGUUGUCCCUGUUGUCACCGAUGUCACUGUUGUCACCAAUGUCACUGUUGAAACUGUUGCCACCAUUGUCACCCUUGUUACUAUUGUCACCGUUGUUACUGUUGUCACUGUUGUCACUUUUUUUACCGUUGUCACCAUUGUCACGGUUGCCACCAUUGUCACAGUUGUGAUUGUUGUCACUGUUGUCCCCGUUGUCACACUUGUCACUUUUGUCACUGUUGUCACCAUUGUCACAUUUGUCUCUGUUUUUAUUGUUGUCAAUGUUGUCACUGUUGUUACUGUUGUCACCGCUUUCACCGUUGUCUUCGUGAUCACCGUUGUCAGUGUUGUCGGUGUUGUCAUUGUUGUCACUGUUGUCACUGUUGUCACCGUUGUCACUGUUGUGACCGUUGCCACUGUUGUCACCGUUCUCACUGUUGUCACUGUUGCCACUGUUGUCACAGUUGUCACUAUUGUCAAUGUUGUCACCGUUGUCACCGUUGUCAUCGUUGUCACAGUUGUCACUGUUGUCACUCUUGUCACCAUUGUCACUUUUGUCACUGUUUUCACCGUUGUCACUUUUGUCACUGUUGUUACUGUUGUCACCGUUGUCACCGUUGUCACCGUUGUCACCCUUGUCACUUUUGUCACUGUUUUCACCAUUGUCACCGUUGUCACCGUUGUCACCGUUGUCAAUUUUGUCACUGUUGUCACUGUUGUCACCGUUGUCACUGUUGUCACCGUUGUCACCGUUGUCACCGUUGUCACUGUUGUCACCAUUGUCACUGGUGUCACCGUCGUCACUGUCACCAUUGUCACUAUUGUCACCGUUGUAACCGUUGUUAGUGUUGUCGGUGUUGUGACUGUUGUGACUGUUGUCACCGUUGUAACAGUUUACACAGUUGUCACCGUUAUCACUGUUGUGACCGUUGUCACUGUUGUCACACGUGCCACCGUUGUCACAGUUAUCACUGUUGUCACUGUUGUCACCGUUCUCACCGUUGUCACAUCUGUCACUGUUGUCACUGUUGUCACUGUUGUCACCGUUGUCACCGUUGUCACCGUUGUCACUGUUGUUGAUGUUGUUACCAUUGUCACCGUUGACACCGUUGUCACCGUUGUCAAUUUUGUCACUGUUCUCACCGUUGUCACCGUUGUCACCGUUGUCACUGUUGUCACCAUUGUCACUGGUGUAACCGUCGUCACUGUUUUCACUGUUGUUACCGUUGUCACCGUUGUGACCAUUGUAACUGUUGUCACUGUUGAUACCGUUCUUAUUGUUGUAACCGCUGUCAUCGUUGUAACUUUUGUCACUGUUGUCCCUCUUUUCACCGUUGUCACUGCUGUCACCGUUGUCACUGUUGACACUGUUGCCACCAUUGUCACGGUUGCCACCAUUGUCACAGUUGUCAUUGUUGUCACUGUUGUCACUGUUGUCCCCGUUGUCUCCCUUGUCACUUUUGUCACUGUCACCAUUGUCACUUUUGUCUCUGUUUUUAUUGUUGUCACUAUUGUCACUGUUGUUACUGUUGUCACCGCUUUCACCGUUGUCUUCGUGAUCACCGUUGUCAGUGUUGUCGGUGUUGUCAUUGUUGUCACUGUUGUCACUGUUGUCACCGUUGUCAGUGUUGUAACCGUUGCCACUGUUGUCACCAUUCUCACUGUUGUCACGGUUUCCACUGUUGUCACAGUUGUCACUUUUGUCAAUGUUGUCACCGUUGUCACCGUUGUCACAGUUGUCACUGAUGUCACUGUUGUCACCAUUGUCACUUUUGUCACUGUUUUCACCGUUGUCACUGUUGUCACUGUUGUUACUGUUGUCACCGUUGUCACCGUUGUCACCGUUGUCACCGUUGCCACUUUUGUCACUGUUUUCACCAUUGUCACCGUUGUCACCGUUGUCACUGUUGUCACCGUUGUCACCAAUUGUUAGCGUCGUCAAUGUUGUCACUGUUUUUACCGUUCUCACCGUUGUCACUGUUGUCACUGUUGUUACCGUGAUCACUGUUGUCAUUGUUCUCACUUUUGUCACUGUUGUCACCAAUUCCACCAUUGUCACUGUUUUCACCGUUGUCACCGUUGUCACCAUUGUCACAGGUGUCACUGUUGUCUCUUUUGUCACUGUUCUCACUUUUGUCACUGUUGUCACCAAUUCCACCAUUGUCACCGUUGUCACCAUUGUCACAGGUGUCACUGUUGUCUCUUUUGUCACUGUUCUCGCCGUUGUCACCGUUGUCACCGUUGUCACCGUUGUCACUGUUGUUACUGUUGUUAACGAUUUCACCGUUGUCACUGUUUUCACCGUUGUCACCGUUGUCACCGUUGUCACCGUUGUCACCGUUGUCACCGUUGCCACCGUUGUCACCGUUGUCACUGUUGUCACCGUUGUCACCGUUGUCACUGUUCUCACCAUUGUUACUGUUGUCACCGUUGUCACAGUUGACACUAGUGCACUGUUGUCACUGUUGUCACUAGUGUCACAGUUCUCACUGUUGACAAUGUUUUCACUGUUUUCACUGUUGUUACUGUUGUCACUGUUCCCCAAUGUUCUCACUGUUGUCACUGUUCCCCAACGUUAUCACUGUUGUCACUGUUGUUACGGUUCACCGUUGUCACUGUUGACACCUUUGUCACUGUUGUCACUGUUGUCACCGUUGUCACUGUUGUCUCUGAUGUCACUGUUGUCACCGUUAUCACGGUUGCCACCGUUGUCACCAUCGCCACAGUUGUCACAGUUGUCACUGUUGUCACUGUUGUCACUGUUGUCCCCGUUGUCACACUUGUCACUUUUGUCACUGUUGUCACCAUUUUCACUUUUGUCAAUGUUUUCAUUGUUGUCACUUUUGUCACUGUUGUUAGCGUUUUCACUGCUGUCACCAUUGUCAGUGUAGUCGGUGUUGUCAUUGUUGUCACUCAUGUCACAUUUGUCACCGUUGUCACUGUUGUCACGGCUGCCACCGUUGUUACAGUUGUCACUGUUGUCACCGUUGUCACUGUUGGUCAUCGUUGUGACAGUUAUCACAGUUGUCACUGUUGUCACCAUUGUCACUGUUGUCAGCGUUGUCACUGUUGUAAGCGUUGCCACUGUUGUCACCGUUGUCACUGUUGUCACGAUUGCCACUGUUCUCACAGUUGUCACAGUUGUCACUGUUGUCACUGUUGUCACCAUUGUCACUUUUGUCACUGUUUUCACCGUUGUCACUGUUGUCACUGUUGUUACUGUUGUCACCGUUGUCACCGUUGUCACUUUUGUCACUGUUGUCACUGUUGUCACCAUUGUCACCAUUGUCACCGUUGUCACCGUUGUCACUGUUGUUACUGUUGUCACCGUUGUCAUCGUUGUCACCGUUGUCACUGUUGUCACCAUUGUCACUGUUGUCACCAUUGUCACUUUUGUCUCUGUUUUUAUUGUUGUCAGUGUUGUCACUGUUUUUACUGUUGUCACCGCUUUCACCGUUGUCUUCGUGAUCACCGCUGUCAGUGUUAUCGGUGUUGUCAUUGUUGUCACUGUUGUCACUGUUGUAACCGUUGCCACCGUUGUCACCGUUCUCACUUUUGUCACGGUUGCCACUGUUGUCACAGUUGUCACUGUUGUCAAUGUUGUCACCGUUGUCACCGUUGUCACAGUUGUCACUGUUGUCACUGUUGUCACCAUUGUCACUUUUGUCACUGCUUUCACCGUUGUCACUGUUGUCACUGUUGUUACUGUUGUCACCGUUGUCACCGUUGUCACCUUUGUCACUUUUCUCACUGUUGUCACCAUUCUCACCGUUGUCACCGUUGUCACUGUUGUCACCGCUGUCACCGUUGUGACCAUUGUAACUGUUGUCACUGUUGUUACCAUUCUUAUUGUUGUAACCGCUCUCACCGUUGUCACUUUUGUCACUGUUGUCCCUGUUGUCACCGUUGUCACUGUUGUCACCGUUGCCACUGUUGAAACUGUUGCCACCGUCACCGUUGUUACUAUUGUCACCGUUGUUAUUGUUGUCACUGUUGUCACUUUUUUUACCGUUGUCACCAUUGUCACGGUUGCCACCAUUGUCACAGUUGUGAUUGUUGUCACUGUUGUCCCCGUUGUCACACUUGUCACUUUUGUCUCUGUUGUCACCAUUGUCACUUUUGUCUCUGUUUUUAUUGUUGUCACUGUUGUCACUGUUGUUACUGUUGCCACCGCUUUCACCGUUGUCUUCGUGAUCACCGUUUUCAGUGUUGUCGGUGUUGUCAUUGUUGUCACUGUUGUCACCGUUGUCACUGUUGUAACCGUUGCCACUGUUGUCAGCGUUCUCACUGUUGUCACGGUUGCCACUGUAGUCACAGUUGUCACUAUUGUGAAUGCUGUCACCGUUGUCACCAUUGUCACCGUGUCACCGUUGUCACAGUUGUCACUGUUGUCACUGUUGUCACCAUUGUCACAGUUGUCACUAUUGUCAAUGUUGUCACCGUUGUCACAGUUGUCACUGUGAUCACCGUUUUCACCGUUGUCACUUUUUUCACUGUUGUCACCAUUGUCACCGUUAACACAGUUGUCACCGUUGUCAAUUUUGUCACUGUUGUCACCGUUGCCACCGUUGUCACCGUUGUCACUGUUGUCAAUGUUGUGACAAUGGUGACAACGGUAAAAAAUACCGUUGUCACCAUUGUCACGGUUGCCACCAUUGUCACAGUUGUGAUUGUUGUCACUGUUGUCACCAUUGUCACUUUUGUCUGUGUUUUUAUUGUUGUCACUGUUGUCACUGUUGUCACCGCUUUCACCGUUGUCUUCGUGAUCACCGUUGUCAGUGUUGUCGGUGUUGUCAUUGUUGUCACUGUUGUUACUGUUGUCAUCGUUGUCACUGUUGUAACCGUUGCCACUGUUGUCACCGUUCUCACUGUUGUCACGGUUGCCACGGUUGUCACAGCUGUCACUAUUGUCAAUGUUGUCACCUUUGUCACUGUUGUCACCGUUGUUACUGUUGUCACCGUUGUCACCGUUGUCACCGUUGUCACCGUUGUCACUGUUGUCACCAUUGUCAAUGGUGUCACCGUCGUCACUGUCAAAAAUGUUACUAUUGUCACCGUUGUCACCGUUGUUAGUGUUGUCGGUGUUGUGACUGUUGUGACUGUUGUCACCGUUUUAACAGUUGUCACCGUUAUCACUGUUGUGACCGUUGUCACUGUUGUCACACGUGCCACCGUUUUCACAGUUGUCACUGUUGUCACUGUUGUCACCGUUGUCACCGUUGUCACAUCUGUCACUGUUGUCACUGUUGUCACUGUUGUCACCGCUUUCACCGUUGUCUUCGUGAUCACCGUUGUCAGUGUUGUCGGUGUUGUCAUUGUUGUCACUGUUGUCACUGUUGUCAACGUUGUCACUGUUGUAACCGUUCCCACUGUUGUCACCGUUCACACUGUUGUCACGGUUGCCAGUGUUGUCACAGUUGUCACUAUUGUCACUGUCGUCACUGUUUUCACCAUUGGCACUGUUUUCAUCGUUGUCACUGUUGUCACUGUUGUUACUGUUGUCACCGUUGUCACCGUUGUCACCGUUGUCACUUUUGUCACUGUUGUCACCAUUGUCACCGUUGUCAUCGUUAUCACCGUUCUCACUGUUUUCACCAUUGUCACUGUUGUCACUGUUGUUACUGUUGUCACCGUUGUCACCGUUGUCACCGUUGUCACCGUUGUCACCGUUGUCACUGUUGUCACCAUUGUCACCAUUGUCACCGUUGUCACCGUUGUCACUGUUGUCACUGUUGUCACCGUUGUCACCGUUGUCACCGUUGUCACUUUUUUCACUGUUGUCACCAUUGUCACCGUUGUCAUCGUUGUCACCGUUGUCACUGUUGUGACCGUUGUCACCGUUGUUACUGUUGUCACCAUUGUCACUGUUGUCACCAUUGUCACUUUUGUCUCUGUUUUUAUUGUUGUCAGUGUUUUCACUGUUUUUACUGUUGUCACCGCUUUCACCGCUGUCUUCGUGAUCACCGUUGUCAGUGUUAUCGGUGUUGUCAUCGUUGUCACUGUUGUCACUGUUGUCACCGUUGUCACUGUUGUAACCGUUGCAACUGUUGUCACCGUUCUCACUUUUGUCAUGGUUGCCACUGUUGUCACAGUUGUCACUGUUGUCAAUGUUGUCACCGUUUUCACCACUGUCACAGUUGUCACUGUUGUCACUGUUGUCACCAUUGUCACUUUUGUCACUGUUGUUACUGUUGUCACCGUUGUCACCGUUGUCACUUUUCUCACUGUUGUAACCAUUGUCACCGUUGUCACUUUUGUCACUCUUGUCACCAUUUUCACCGUUCUCACCGUUGUCACCGUUGUCACUGUGGUCACCGUUGUCGCCGUUGUUACUGUUGUCACCAUUGUCACUUUUGUCACUGUUGUUACUGUUGUCACCGUUGUCACCGUUGUCACUUUUCUCACUGUUGUCACCAUUGUCACCGUUGUCACUUUUGUCACUGUUGUCACCAUUGUCACCGUUCUCACUGUUGUCACCGUUGUCACCAUUGUCACGGUUGUCACCGUUGUCACUGUUGAAACUUUUGCCACCGUUUUACCGUUGUCACUAUUGUCACCAAUUGUUAGCGUCGUCAAUGUUGUCACUGUUUUUACCGUUCUCACCGUUGUCACUGUUGUCACUCUUGUUACCGUGAUCACUGUUGUCACUGUUCUCCCUUUUGUCACUGUUGUCACCAAUGCCACCAUUGUCACUGUUGUCACCGUUGUCACCGUUGUCACCGUUGUCACCGUUGUCACAGUUGUCACCGUUGUCUCUUUUGUCACUGUUGUCACUGUUGUCACCGUUGUCACCGUUGUCACCGUUUUCACUCUUUUCACUAUUGUCACCAUUGUCACCGUUGUCAUCGUUGUCACCGUUGUCACUGUUGUGACCGUUGUCACCGUUGUUACUGUUGUCACCAUUUUCACUGUUGUCACCAUUGUCACUUUUGUCUUUGUUUUUAUUGUUGUCACUGUUGUCACUGUUGUUACUGUUGUCACCGCUUUCACCGUUGUCUUCGUGAUCACCGUUGUCAGUGUUAUCGGUGUUGUCAUUGUUGUCACUGUUGUCACUGUUGUCACCGUUGUCACUGUUGUAACCGUUGCCACUGUUGUCACCGUUCUCACUGUUGUCACGGUUUCCACUGUUGUCACAGUUGUCACUGUUGUCAAUGUUGUCACCGUUGUCACCGUUGUCACAGUUGUCACUGAUGUCACUGUUGUCACCAUUGUCACUUUUGUCACUGUUUUCACCGUUGUCACUGUUGUCACUGUUGUUACUGUUGUCACCGUUCUCACCGUUGUCACCGUUGUCACUUUUGUCACUGUUGUCACCGUUGUCACCGUUGUCACUGUUGUCACCGUUGUCACUGUUGUCACCGUUGUCACUGUUGAAACUUUUGCCACCGUUUUACCGUUGUCACUAUUGUCACCAAUUGUUAGCGUCGUCAAUGUUGUCACUGUUUUUACCGUUCUCACCGUUGUCACUGUUGUCACUGUUGUUACCGUGAUCACUGUUGUCACUGUUGUCACCGUUGGUCAUCGUUUGUCACAGUUAUCACAGUUGUCACUGUUGUCACCAUUGUCACUGUUGUCACCGUUGUCACUGUUGUAAGCGUUGCCACUGUUGUCACCGUUGUCACUGUUGUCACAGUUGCCACUGUUGUCACAGUUGUCACUGUUGUCACUGUUGUCACUGUUGUCACCAUUGUCACUUUUGUCACUGUUUUCACCGUUGUCACUGUUGUCACUGUUGUUACCGUUGUCACCGUUGGCACCGUUGUCACUUUUGUCACUGUUGUCACCAUUGUCACCAUUGUCACCAUUGUCACCGUUGUCACCGUUGUCACUGUUGUUACUGUUGUCACCGUUGUCACCGUUGUCACUUUUGUCACUGUUUUCACCAUUGUCACCGUUGUCAUCGUUGUCACCGUUGUCACUGUUGUGACCGUUGUCACCGUUGUUACUGUUGUCACCAUUGUCACUGUUGUCACCAUUGUCACUUUUGUCUCUGUUUUUAUUGUUGUCAGUGUUGUCACUGUUUUUACUGUUGUCACCGCUUUCACCGUUGUCUUCGUGAUCACCGCUGUCAGUGUUAUCGGUGUUGUCAUUGUUGUCACUGUUGUCACUGUUGUCAAUGUUGUCACCGUUGUCACUGUUGUCACAGUUGUCACUGUUGUCACUGUUGUCACCAUUGUCACUUUUGUCACUGUUUUCACCGUUGUCACUGUUGUCACUGUUGUUACUGUUGUCACCGUUGUCACCGUUGUCACUUUUCUCUGUUGUCACCAUUGUCACCGUUGUCACCGUUGUCACUGUUGUCACCGCUGUCACCGUUGUCACCGUUGUCAUUGUUGUCACUGUUGUCACCAUUGUCACUGGUGUCAUGGUCGUCACCGUUUUCACUGAUGUUACCGUUGUCAUCGUUGUGACCAUUGUAACUGUUGUCACUGUUGUUACCGUUCUUAUUGUUGUAACCGCUGUCACCGUUGUCACUUUUGUCACUGUUGUCCGUGUUGUCACCGUUGUCACUGUUGUCACCGUUGUCACUGUUGAAACUGUUGCCACCAUUGUCACCGUUGUUACUAUUGUCACCGUUGUUAUUGUUGUCACUGUUGUCACUUUUUUUACCGUUGUCACCAUUGUCACGGUUGCCACCAUUGUCACAGUUGUGAUUGUUGUCACUGUUGUCCCCGUUGUCACACUUGUUACUUUUGUCACUGUUGUCACCAUUGUCACUUUUGUCUCUUUUUUUAUUUUUGUCACUGUUGUCACUGUUGUAACCGUUGCCACUGUUGUCACCGUUCUCACUGUUGUCACGGUUGCCAAUGUUGUCACAGUUGUCACUAUUGUCAAUGUUGUCACCGUUGUCACCCUUGUCACCGUUGUCACCGUUGUCACAGUUGUCACUGUUGUCACUGUUGUCACCAUAGUCACAGUUGUCACUAUUGUCAAUGUUGUCACCGUUGUCACCGUUGUCACCGUUGUCACAGUUGUCACUGUGAUCACCGUUGUCACGGUUGCCACUGUUGUCACAGUUGUCACUGUUGUCAAUGUUGUCACCGUUUUCACCGUUGUCACAGUUGUCACUGUCGUCACUGUUGUCACCAUUGUCACUUUUGUCACUGUUGUUACUGUUGUCACCGUUGUCACCGUUGUCACUUUUCUCACUGUUGUCACCAUUGUCACCGUUGUCACCGUUGUCACCGUUGUCACUGUUGUCACCGUUGUCACCGUUGUCACCGUUGUCACCGUUGUCACCGUUGUCACCGUUGUCACUUUUGUCACUGUUGUCACCAUUGUCACCGUUGUCAUCGUUGUCACCGUUGUGACUGUUUUCACCGUUGUCACUGUUGUUACGGUUGCCACUGUUGUCACAGUUGUCACUGUUGUCACUGUUGUCACCAUUGUCACUUUUGUCACUGUUUUCACCGUUGUCACUGUUGUCCCUGUUGUCACCGUUGUCACUGUUGUCACCGUUGUCACUGUUGACACUGUUGCCACCAUUGUCACCGUUGUUACUAUUGUCACCGUUGUUACUGUUGUCACUGUUGUCACUUUUUUUACCGUUUUCACCGUUGUCACGGUUGCCACCAUUGUCACAGUUGUCACUGUUGUCACUGUUGUCCCCGUUGUCACACUUGUCACUUUUGUCACUGUUGUCACCAUUGUCACUUUUGUCACUGUUUUUAUUGUUGUCACUGUUGUCACUGUUGUUACUGUUGUCACCGCUUUCACCGUUGUCUUCGUGAUCACCGUUGUCAGUGUUGUCGGUGUUGUCAUUGUUGUCACUGUUGUAAGCGUUGCCACUGUUGUCACCGUUGUCACUGUUGUCACAGUUGUCACUGUUGUCACUGUUGUCACUGUUGUCACCAUUGUCACUUUUUUCACUGUUUUCACCGUUGUCACUCUUGUCACUGUUGUUACUGUUGUCACCGUUGUCACCGUUGUCACUUUUGUCACUGUUGUCACCAUUGUCACCAUUGUCACCGUUGUCACCAUUGUCAAAGUUGUUACUGUUGUCACUGUUGUCACCAUUGUCACCGUUGUCAUCGUUGUCACCGUUGUCACUGUUGUGACCGUUGUCACCGUUGUUACUGUUGUCACCAUUGUCACUUUUGUCUCUGUUUUUAUUGUUGUUAGUGUUUUCACUGUUUUUACUGUUGUCACCGCUUUCACCGUUGUCUUCGUGAUCACCGUUGUCAGUGUUAUCGGUGUUGUCAUUGUUGUCACUGUUGUCACUGUUGUCACCGUUGUCACUGUUGUAACCGUUGCCACUGUUGUCACCGUUCUCACUUUUGUCACGGUUGCCACUGUUGUCACAGUUGUCACUGUUGUCAAUGUUGUCACCGUUGUCACCGUUGUCACAGUUGUCACUGUUGUCACUGUUGUCACCAUUGUCACUUUUGUCACUGUUUUCACCGUUGUCACUGUUGUCCCUGUUGUCACCGUUGUCACUGUUGUCACCGUUGUCACUGUUGAAACUGUUGCCACCAUUGUCACCGUUGUUACUAUUGUCACCGUUGUUACUGUUGUCACUGUUGUCACUUUUUUUACAGUUGUCACCGUUGUCACGGUUGCCACCAUUGUCACAGUUGUCCCUGUUGUCACUGUUGUCCCCGUUGUCACCCUUGUCACUUUUGACACUGUUGUCACCAUUGUCACUUUUGUCACUGUUUUUAUUGUUGUCACUGUUGUCACUGUUGUUACUGUUGUCACCGCUUUCACCGUUGUCUUCGUGAUCACCGUUGUCAGUGUUGUCGGUGUUGUCAUUGUUGUCACUGUUGUCACUGUUGUCACCGUUGUCACUGUUGUGACCGUUGCCACUGUUGUCACCGUUCUCACUGUUGUCACUGUUGUCACUGUUGUCACUGUUGUCACUGUUGUCACUGUUGUCACUAUUGUCACUGUUGUCACUGUUGUCACCGUUGUCACCGUUGUCACUGUUGUCACUGUUGUCACCUUGUCACCAUUGUCACUUUUGUCACUGUUUUUUCACUUUUGUCACUUUUGUCACUGUUGUUACUGUUGUCACCGUUGUCACCGUUGUCACCGUUGUUUUUGUCACCGUUGUCACUGUUGUCACCAUUGUCACCGUUGUCACCGUUGUCACUUGUUGUCAAUGUUGUCACCGUUGUCACCGUUGUUACCGUUGUCACCGUUGUCACUGUUGUCACCAUUGUCACUGGUGUCACCGUCGUCACUGUCACCAUUGUCACUAUUGUCACCGUUGUCACCGUUGUUAGUGUUGUCGGUGUUGUGACUGUUGUGACUGUUGUCACCCUUUUCACUUUUGUCACUGUUGUCACCAUUGUCACCGUUGUCACCGUUGUCAAUUUUGUCACUGUUGCCACCAUUGUCACCGUUGUUACUAUUGUCACCGUUGUUACUGUUGUCACUGUUGUCACUUUUUUUACAGUUGUCACCGUUGUCACGGUUGCCACCAUUGUCACAGUUGUCCCUGUUGUCACUGUUGUCCCCGUUGUCACCCUUGUCACUUUUGACACUGUUGUCACCAUUGUCACUUUUGUCACUGUUUUUAUUGUUGUCACUGUUGUCACUGUUGUUACUGUUGUCACCGCUUUCACCGUUGUCUUCGUGAUCACCGUUGUCAGUGUUGUCGGUGUUGUCAUUGUUGUCACUGUUGUCACUGUUGUCACCGUUGUCACUGUUGUCACCGUUGCCACCUGUUGUCACUGUUGUCACCGUUGUCACUGUUGUCACUGUUGUCACUGUUGUCACUAUUGUCACUGUUGUCACCGUUGUCACCGUUGUCAUCGUUGUCACAGUUGUCACUGUUGUCACUCUUGUCACCAUUGUCACUUUUGUCACUCUUUUCACCGUUGCCACUUUUGUCACUGUUGUUACUGUUGUCACCGUUGUCACCGUUGUCACCCUUUUCACUUUUGUCACUGUUGUCACCGUUGUCACCGUUGUCACCGUUGUCAAUUUUGUCACUGUUGUCACCGUUGUCACCGUUGUCACCGUUGUCACCGUUGUCACUGUUGUCACCAUUGUCACUGGUGUCACCGUCGUCACUGUCACCAUUGUCACUAUUGUCACCGUUGUCACCGUUGUUAGUGUUGUCGGUGUUGUGACUGUUGUGACUGUUGUCACCGUUGUAACAGUUUACACAGUUGUCACCGUUAUCACUGUUGUGACCGUUGUCACUGUUGUCACACGUGCCACCGUUGUCACAGUUGUCACUGUUGUCACUGUUGUCACCGUUCUCACCGUUGUCACAUCUGUCACUGUUGUCACUGUUGUCACUGUUGUCACCGUUGUCACCGUUGUCACCGUUGUCACUGUUGUUGCUGUUGUUACCAUUGUCACCGUUGACACCGUUGUCACCGUUGUCAAUUUUGUCACUGUUCUCACCGUUGUCACCGUUGUCACCGUUGUCACUGUUGUCACCAUUGUCACUGGUGUAACCGUCGUCACUGUUUUCACUGUUGUUACCGUUGUCACCGUUGUGACCAUUGUAACUGUUGUCACUGUUGAUACCGUUCUUAUUGUUGUAACCGCUGUCACCGUUGUCACCAUUGUCACAUUUGUCUCUGUUUUUAUUGUUGUCACUCUUGUCACUGUUGUUACUGUUGUCACCGCUUUCACCGUUGUCUUCGUGAUCACCGUUGUCAGUGUUGUCGGGUUGUCAUUGUUGUCACUGUUGUCACUGUUGUCAACGUUGUCACUGUUGUAACCGUUGCCACUGUUGUCACCGUUCUCACUGUUGUCACUGUUGCCACUGUUGUCACAGUUGUCACUAUUGUCAAUGUUGUCACCGUUGUCACCGUUGUCAUCGUUGUCACAGUUGUCACUGUUGUCACUCUUGUCACCAUUGUCACUUUUGUCACUGUUUUCACCGUUGUCACUUUUGUCACUGUUGUUACUGUUGUCACCGUUGUCACCGUUGUCACUCUUGUCACUUUUGUCAGUGUUGUCACCAUUGUCACCGUUGUCACCGUUGUCACCGUUGUCAAUUUUGUCACUGUUGUCACCGUUGUUACUGUUGUCACCAUUGUCACUGUUGUCACUAUUGUCACUGGUGUCAACGUCGUCACUGUCACCAUUGUCACUAUUGUCACCGUUGUCACCGGUGUUAGUGUUGUCGGUGUUGUGACUGUUGUGACUGUUGUCACCGUUGGAACAGUUAAGACAGUUGUCACCGUUAUCACUGUUGUGGCCGCUGUCACUGUUGUCACACAUGCCACCGCUGUCACAGUUGUCACUGUUGUCACUGUUGUCACCGUUGUCACCGUUGUCACUGUUGUCACUGUUGUUACUGUUGUUACCAUUGUCACCGUUGACACCGUUGUCACCGUUGUCAAUUUUGUCACUGUUCUCACCGUUGUCACCGUUGUCACCGUUGUCACUGUUGUCACCAUUGUCACUGGUGUCACCGUCGUCACUGUUUUCACUGUUGUUACCGUUGUCACCGUUGUGACCAUUGCAACUGUUGUCACUGUUGUUACCGUUCUUUUUGUUGUAACCGCUGUCACCGUUGUCACUUUUGUCACUGUUGUCCCUCUUGUCACCGUUGUCACUGUUGUCACCGUUGUCACUGUUGACACUGUUGCCACCAUUGUCACCGUUGUUACUAUUUUCACCGUUGUUACUGUUGUCACUGUUGUCACUUUUUUUACCGUUGUCACCAUUGUCGCGGUUGCCACCAUUGUCACAGUUGUCAUUGUUGUCACUGUUGUCACUGUUG